AUGGACAAUUUGCGAACCUCUGAACCUUGGUCCCUAAUUCCGGAGACUACCAACAUUAAUUAUCUGAAUGCAGUAAGACGCAAUCUACGUGAUAUCGAUUAUUGCACCCCUUUUAUACAACAAUUGAAGGACAAUAGCAUCGAUAAUGCAACUGAAAUUCUUGCCGUUGACGAGAAGCUACAGGGCACCCUGACUGACUCAGAAAGAUGGGAUCUCAAGCUUUUACGAAAGUUUUAUUGCAACACUGUCAGAGUUAAUGGUUGGGAUUUAGCAAAACGGAGACGAACGUUAAGUUUAUCCCAUGAGCAACAACCACUGCUAUUUGAAGCAUUCCUUAAGAUGGGUACUGAAGGCAUGGAGAAGAAAAUUGUGGAGUAUAAGAACGAAGAGCAUAUUCUGAUUUCUUACAUGGAAGCGUUGGAAACACCACUUUUGCCAGAAGGGCCGCUCUAG
This is a messenger RNA of Morchella sextelata, 453 nucleotides long. RefSeq lists its product as uncharacterized. The record is from RefSeq and is a predicted model, not a curated record. The coding region runs from base 1 to 453 and encodes 150 amino acids. The transcript has a single exon. Lineage: Eukaryota; Fungi; Ascomycota; Pezizomycetes; Pezizales; Morchellaceae.